GCAUAUCAACAUCUCUAGCAGCGCUCGCAGGACUCAUGAAAAUGCGCAGUCUUCUCGGGCGUCCUUCCGUUUUCCAUCAUUCUGAUUGAGUCCUGAUAUGGCAAAUUUUCGUCCUCUGCAACCUGCACCCAUGGAAGAACAACCGCCUAAUAUACAGGCCAGGCCUCUACCGGCAAUGAAACCAAAACGCACGGUCACUCUUGGAGCUUGUGUCGCUUGUCGCAAAAGAAAGUCCAAAUGCGAUGGCAACCGUCCAGUAUGCAGUUGUUGUGCUCAAAAGGACACUCAUUGUGUCUACGAGCUGGGACCCAACGAAAAGCCAUCUCAAGCCAUGAAAAGGAAGAACGAAGAGAUGCAAGGGGAGCUAUCCAACUUGCGCCAGCUCUACGAUCUGUUGCGGCUUCGUCCUGAGCAUGAGGCUCUUGCUAUCCUUCAAAAGAUCAGAGAAGGGUCCCCAGAAGCCUCGUCAGCUCAACAGAUUCAACUGAUCAAUCUCCUCCACCAAGGACAGCUCACCAGCGCACCGUCCUUGGCACAGCAUUGCGAACCUGCGCAUCCUUUGACGCUGCCACCUAUACGCCUUGCUCUCGAUUCGCCAAGCUCCGAUCCCAAUACCUUGCCUUUCACAAGCAUAUUCCCUUUAGGCUACGACGAGCCCACCAGCCAGCGAAGACGACACGCUUCGGACACUGAUGUGUCCGCUCGCUCAGAUGCUUCUAGUUCAGUGCCGCCGCCCACUUCCAUAGAGUCGCUUCUGCAUCCCGGAACCGAAGGCUCGUCUGAUUCACGACUUGCGAACCUCCCGAGCUGGACUCCGAUUAUCAAAGAUGCCCGUUUUCUGGCUCUUCUCAUGACCCUCUGGCAUAAGUGGGAGUAUAGUUACUACCACUACCUCGAUUGGGACAUCUUUCUAGACGAUAUAUCUAGCGGGCGUACUGACUUUUGCUCUGAGCUUCUUGUUAAUGCAGUCUUAGCUUCUGCGAGUUUUCACUCUUCACUAGUCAAGAACCGAUCCAAACCCUUUGGCGAUAGUCUAAUCACGCGCUUUUAUCGAGAAGCUCGGCGGUUGUGGGAAGCCGGGGAGGGCGAGGACAGCCUUACCCGAGUUCAAGCAGCCCUGGCGCUGUUCAUGGUCUUCGGGAAGCAUGGGCGAGACAGAGUCGGCUACAUGUUCCUACAGGAGGCAUGCCGGCUUACUCGGACUCUAGGCCUUUUUCGCCUACCAUCGUCCGCUACCCAGAGACCGCUGCACAUUACCGAAGAGAAAUGGGAAAGGGCCCGGUCAGUUACAGCUUGGGCGCUGUUCAACUUUCAACUGACGAUGUCAUUCACUUAUUCUCUACCGCCCUUGAUCAACUCGCCUCCGCCUGUUGCAAUACCAUAUGAAGGGUCGGAUAAUGAAGCCCUAUUCCAAGAUGAGUGCGCUCGCAGCGUCGUUCUCCUCGAAUGUUUGAAUACACUCAUCGACCCAGACGAUCCAACGUCAGAUCUACCACCAAAGCCAGAGCAAAUCGAGAUCCUCUACUUGCGGUUGAAACUGUGGUUUGAUCAUCGUAGAUCAAGUCUUUGUCCGACGAAGCAUCCCUCGCCAGAAAAUCUCCUGACUGCAAUGCAAUACUACGUAUCGGUCAUUCGCCUGUUUCAGCCUUUCACCCACUAUGAAAGCUCAAACGAGCGCAUAAGCUCAUACCGCGACCAAGCUCUCCGAAGAACAUCAGCGGCUACUAAAGAGCUCCGUCACCUCAUCUCUAUCAAUGACAGCCAGCAUGGCUGGGCCGCCACCAUUACUAUCAUUCUGCAUCCACUCACAAUAUCCGUCUUCGGCUCGCUCGACGAAAUAGCCAGCCAGAAGAACCCCGUGUUCACCCCAGAGGCGAACGAAGCCUAUAAAGGCCUUUUAACCUGCUUACACGGCCUGAGCGUCAUCACAACGUACAACUUCUACUCGCAGUCCUUGUUCCGGCUGGCCACACAGUCGUGCAAAGCACUAGAUAUCCCGCUGCCGCCAGAGAUCACGACGGCCCUAGAUCGCUUCCAGAGUGACGAGUGGACGAAGACGGCGGCCAGCAUGGUAAGCAGCCAGUAUAUUGCAGACAUGCGCAGGACGACGUCAGGCAUGCAGAACGCCCGCAUGGAUAGCAUCAUUUCCAAGUGGGACGAAAUGACCAUUAAAGACGAGUCAGCUUUGAAGAAGGACGAGGUCUGAGAUAUAGAACUGCGACGCGUUGUCGCAUUAUCGGAUUGAAUCAGGUUUUCGGUUGUCUCAAGCGCGUUACGCAACAUUCAC
This is a messenger RNA of Paraphaeosphaeria sporulosa, 2287 nucleotides long. RefSeq lists its product as uncharacterized. The transcript has 8 exons. The record is from RefSeq and is a predicted model, not a curated record. Bases 98 to 2206 code for a protein of 702 amino acids. Gene Ontology annotation, molecular function: zinc ion binding; DNA-binding transcription factor activity, RNA polymerase II-specific; DNA binding. Gene Ontology annotation, biological process: DNA-templated transcription; regulation of DNA-templated transcription. NCBI's taxonomy places the organism in Eukaryota, Fungi, Ascomycota, Dothideomycetes, Pleosporales, Didymosphaeriaceae.